Molecule: messenger RNA, 18296 nt
Organism: Xyrichtys novacula (pearly razorfish)
Lineage: Eukaryota; Metazoa; Chordata; Actinopteri; Labriformes; Labridae
Source: the annotation of a GenBank genome assembly
ACGACUGGUGGUGGCGCGCUUCAACAGAGCACACGGGAGGCGGUGUCUGUCAGUCCGGAGAACUACGUCCUUCUGAGCUCACUUCCGCCGGCUCGAAUCGGAUCACCAUUCUUUGCAGCGCUUUUGUUCUCCCAUUUCAAUCCAGCACCGCUUGCGAAAAUAAGAACCUAUCCGGUUGGAGCUGAGUAGCGGACCCUUCCGUUGCAGAGACGCCUGGUAGCUCUACAUGCAAAGCGCUGUCUGCAGAGGAGAUACGCGGCACUCCAUAGUUGCAUAACUGGACUACUUGUAAUUUCGUUGUCGGUUUUUAUUUCGAUUUUUGUUGCAUCAAACGGACUUCCUCAAUAACUCAAAAUGGAGAACGACGAAAAAUACCUCCCUGAACUGCUGGCUGAGAAGGACAGCCUGGACUCGUCAUUCACCCACGCCAUGAAACUUUUAAACACAGGUAAAGUGCUAUGGUGUGGCGUCAUGUGUUUGGACGUGUACUGAACGAUUCAAGCAAAAGAAUGGUGGUGUUGUUUUUGUCAGGAAGUCUGAAAAAAUUGAUUCACGCUUUAUAACGUUUGUUUUGGACAGGACCGAGUCAAGAAAGUGUUGUCACACCAGUGUUUGAUUCACUGAAUAUGAGUGUGGGAUUUGAUGAAAAUAUAGGUAACUUUGUUAAAUGUAUUUAGCCUGAAUCGACCGUGCCUCCUCUCGUGCUGUCACGACGUUUUGAAUUGUUCGACUUUUCAUGGUACCACGAACACGUCGAGUUUUAAUUAAGAACACACACUUUCCUGGAUAAAGCCUGGAUUGUUUGUGAUGUCAAACCCCUGUUGAUCUUGUCGUCUGGAGGAGAAGUUAGUCUGCAGUCCAAAAUACACGGCAGCAUCCGUGACAUAGGUCACCUCGUUAUUUCCGAGCCGAGAGGCGGCCCAUCAGCUGUGACAGAACUCCUGGAGUCCCGCUGUCUGUCUGUCUGUCUGUCUGUCUGUCUGUCAGGCGCUGCUGAAGCGUCCUUGAUGGAGCGACUGCAGCUCCCAGCAUCCUCACUGCUGCUGUCUCAAAGCGGGAGAGAGCAAAGAGGACAGCAGAGUGGACUGCUGCUGUGAGAUGUUCGCCUUUGGUCAGCAGUUGGCUCAGAGACGCUUCUGUUGUUGUUAUUAUUGCGUGGCUCUCACGUGAAUCGCGUGAAACAAUGCAGGGACUCAGUGGACCAGUGUUACUGCAACGAACGGUGACAUUUCAUUAACACAAUGAGAAUGAAACUACACACACAUCAUUGGGACUAUUGACGGUGCUCGUUCAGUCUUUUUCCUCUCUGUUGCUCACAUAUUCCACUAAGUUCAUUACCUCAAAAUGGUGGUAUAUUUAGGUUCCUUUAAAGAAAGCUAUCUUGGAUAACUGGUUAUGCGGAAUGUAACCUGAUUUCUGAGCUGAGAAGGAAAAGUGUGUCAUUGUGAGUGUGUUUUGGGCUCUUCAUCAUCUCAGCCUCCCCUGACCCGCAGAUGCCGGGCUGUGGCAUUGCGAUGUAUCUCCAUAUCCCAAGUUAGAGCUGCAACAGGCAGGGCUUAGACUUUGAUUUCAAUUUAGGUUUUUGGUACUUUGGUUACUGUGGUUAAAAAGAAAAAGAUUACGACUAAAAGAAGUUUACUACCUUGAUAAUUACUCCUGUAAUUAAUUUGUAACGAUUACUGGUUAAUUUUUAGGAUCUGUCAUAUUAUACUAAAAAUUGAACUCGCUCUCAUUUCCAAUGGUGCCUCCUUUAUACUCUUGUUGUAGGACCAGACAUCCAAAACCUGUAAAAAUUCUGUUUCCAGCAAUGGAGAGGGCUAAUUUUGGUCUAGUAAUCACUGGAUGGUUAAAUAAUGGCAUUUUUGUAUGUGUGAGGAAAGAGCAUUUAUUUGUUCAUGAUCCCCUUCUUAUUUUAUAUUUGAUUUGAGGCCGUUCCUGAGUGCACCUACAUUUCAGUGUCUCUCUUUGUACCGUGACAAUAAAGAAUCUUAUCUCAUUUUAUUUAAAAAGCCACAUCCAGCCAUUGUUCUUGUGUUUUGUGAUGGGAAAACAUCUGAAUCAGUUGUAAAAAUAGUUGCCUGUUACAAAAUUAGUCACCUCACUGUUGGGUCAGAAUAUUUAGAGGGCCACAAGAGUUGCUUUAGUCCUCUUUUGAUUCAUUAUUACCUUGAAACUGCAGUGUUUGUUUGGCAUGAAAGUACUGUUCUUUUAACAAGUUUUAUUGUUUAAACCGUUAGAGAAACAUUAAGAUACAAAAUGACUUGUUUUCAUAUGUAGGAAUAAAAGGAAAGCAACCAAAAUGUUACACACCUGUUAAAAACUGUAAUUCUUCAGUGAAACUGAACUCAUUUAAAGUAGUUGUGCACAGUUUACAAAUCCCUUCUUGAAUUAGUAUAAAGUAUGUGAAUAAUUACUGGUGAGACUUUGCUUUUUGAAACUCUGCCUAAGACUGUCCCUCUUUCUUAUUUAGAAAUUGAAAGACUCCAGAAAGGGGAGGCUAAAAAGGAGGCAGAAACGUACCUGGAUCUUUUCACAACAAAGAACAUCAAACUGAAAGAACGAGUACUCAUACCUGUCAAACAGUACCCAAAGGUGAGCUUUCCUUGCCCCCGUUUUUCUUUUUUUCCCUCAGUCUUUUCCCCUCUUGAUUUAAUUUAUCCUGCUGCAGAGUCUCAAUUACAUAGAGCCACUGGGUUACUUGUAAGUCUCAAAUUACUCUUUUCAACCUUGAUCUUUAAGCUGUGGUGUAUAAUUAAAGCUGAGAGCUGAUACUGGCAUGUUCCUGAAUAUUCCCAAAAGGAGAAAAAUCUUCAUCAUUUUAUGAUCAUGGAAACAUUGCAUUGCUCCUUAGUUCUUUAAGUCAACAUUGGAGGAAUUCUUAUGUGUUUGAAUUGAAAUAUGACUCUAUUUCAUCAUGUAACCUCAGGUUUGUCCCUCCUUAGGCUGAUGUUUGAAGAUACUGGAAGACACAUUUGACAUUAAAAUCUGUCCUUUAGAACUAGACUUUCUAGUCACAUAACACUUAAUCUGCAUGCUGAUGACAUUUUUAAAUUAAUAAUACCGUAAAGGGAUCUAGGUUAUGUGUAUAUAUAUAUGUAGAUGUACAUGUUCAGUGUUCAAAUAUCUAUGAGGUAGCUGCUGCAGAUUACCUGAAUGGUUGUAAUGAGAAGUACGUGAAGGGGUAUUACAGCACGAAAAGAGCUCAUAUCGACCGGCUCUGGUAAAUCUGCUUUUUAAGGCUGCAGCAUGUGCAACACAGCCCCUGACAGUGAUUGCUUCUUUACUCUCCUGGUAUAAAGCCGGGCCCUGCUUUGAUUGUCAGGUUAAUUUUGUUCUGCUUUGUUUUGCUAUUAGUUCAAUUUUGUCGGGAAGAUUUUGGGACCUCAGGGUAAUACAAUCAAACGUCUGCAGGAAGAGACUGGAGCUAAGAUCUCUGUGCUGGGCAAAGGAUCCAUGAGAGACAAAGCCAAGGUGAUACACUCAGAGACACACACAGUUGGCAUUUUACACCUGUGAAAAGGGUAAAAGCCAAAACACAUCUGGCCUGUACUUCAGAGGUAAAGCAGGCAAUGAGCCCAGAUGAUAUCAGCUUGCAGAAUAGUUUGUGUGAAUGCAAAUGUAAACCCAAGUGCACACAGGCAUGUCUUUUACACAAAACCUGUUAUCCUCCCAUUUACUGAUGUUAUUGAGCUGCACUGAGGGUAAUAAAAACACAUCUCUGUCUUAUGCAGAUAAAAUGUAAUUAAAUUCAGUAAAAAUCAUGGUAAAUGAAUACAUUGAUUUUAUUGCAAUGUUAGCUGCAUGCCUUGACCUGCUGACACUCCUCUAAUGUUGCCUUUGUUUCAGGAAGAAGGGCUGAGGAAAGGUGGGGAGCCCAAGUAUGCCCACUUGUCCAUGGAGCUGCAUGUUUUCAUCGAGGUCUUUGCCCCAGUGCCAGAUGCCUACCUGCGCAUGGCCCAUGCCAUGGAGGAGGUGAAGAAGUUUCUGUUCCCUGUAAGUUCGAGCCUAGAUUUUUUAAUUGUAUAAGAGUAAUUCAAUUUAUAGUCAAAGUCUAAUUUGAGGGUUUUUUUCUGGCAGUAAGUUGGUGCUAAUGACUUUAAUUAAAAUUAAUCAGUCAUAAUUUAGAUUAGUAAAUUUUCCUUAAAGUAAAACAAGUUGAUGUUUGAAUUUAUAAUGUUUUAAUAAUAAUAAUAUUGAUAAAGAUACGUACUUCAAAAAAAGAAGUCAAUUCAUUCCAACACCAAAUGCUGAGACGUAUUGACAUGUAGAGAGCAGCAGAGAACUUUGAACUUAUUCAAUCCUAAAAUGUAAUUGUUAAGAAAAACUAUGAGAAAGUUAAGAUAUCAAAAUAAUUUGUUUCUUAAAGUAAUCAAAAAAUUUCAUGCAGAAAAAUGAUUAAUUCAUAAACACAAAAAACAAACCAUUUGAAUAGAAGGAAGGCAAUUUGGUGUGAAUGAAAGAUAAUUUUGCGAGACAUUUUGAUCUGUAAUUGAUCACAAUAAAAAUUUCAAAAGGAAACUGAACAUUUAACAAAUUGCUGAUUUAAUGUGACAAUAGUCAAAAUAAUGUUUUAAAAACCCGACUGCCCUAAUCUGUAACUCAGUUUCCACCUUCAUGCUCCACGAGACCUUGCAGUCGAAGAAAUUCAGCUCUCCUGUUAGUCAUUUGUACAAAGUUAGAAAAAAUACUUUGAAUGCAAAACCUCAGCACUGUUGUUCUGCUCUUUCAGCAAAGCAGGACAAACCUCCAUUGUCAUACUCAAUAUGCACACACUAACCAUCUGUACACACUUGGGUUAUUGUAUGGCUGAAGGUGUUCGAGCAGGAAUGAUACACACAGACACAUUGUGAAAAGUUGCUUGAAUCAUUUUUGGACUAUUACACUGAGGUUGUACUUUACUUGGUGGGAGUCCUAGUGUGUUACUUAGACAAAGGUCCAUGUCUGACCUGUCCAAAGUGUCAAGAGAAUUUGCAAGGAUGUGUGCAGACCCCAGAUGGCUGUGAGGUAGAAAUAGUUAAUCACAGCCUAUUUUUAGUUGAUUGGUUACAUGCUGAGGGAACAAGAGAGCAAGCCAACCUACCGUCGAGGACCAAUGAAACCCAUAGUGCACUGUCUAUGGUUUGAUGCAAAGCAGGUCAACAGGCGAGGAUUUCCACAAGAUGCAUGGCUGAAAUUUACAAACGAGUGUGCAGGGUGCUUUGGAGAACAGGAUCCUUUGUAUCAGAGGCAAGACAAAGAGACUUAUGGACCAGUUGCAGUUUUGGUAUCACCAUCUUGGGUAAAAAGUAGGGCUGGGGCGAUUUGUCGACGUAAUCAACGUAAUCGACUACAAAAAUUCGUUGCAUGAUGACGUAGACAAUGGCUACUUCAGGUAACGGUGGAGGAAUGGACAGCAAAUGAGCUCCACCUCAUGCAUGAUCUAUGAGCAGCUUCUCUCCAUCAAUGCACGUGUUCUUCCUGGCUUCCUCGUUCACCUUUCCAAGAUUGCGCCGCUUUCAUUCAAGGAGACAUGUAGUGAACUGUCAAUCAAAUAAUCCACCGCUGGUGCAGCAAACGCCACAGUGAAUGCUGCAUCAUACGCCCUGCAUCCCAUAACUAAUUCAUUCACUUUAAGCAGUUAGCUCGGAGUUGAAGUAUCAGUUUUGUGUUUUUAUUUGUCCCUCAACUCGCUAAUUAAUCAGCUGUGGAAUCACCAGCGAUUGCGAGCACCGCUGCACAUAUACUGAUACCAUACCUGCCAACACUCCCGUUUUUCCCGGGACUCUCCUUUAUUUCAGACCUAUCUCCCACCCUCCUCCCGUAUUGUCAUUUCUCCCGGGAAUCUCCAAUAGUUUUCAUUUACAUUCAUUCAUGAAUCGGAUCACGAUAUUUGUCCAAAGUUGCCAGGUUUCCAGACAACUUUAGAUUGUUAUGUGUUUCUGCUGAGCCUCACAGACACUGAAUUGAUGCUUUUACUUGACAGUUUGUGAUGAUUCAGGUCGGUUUAAGCUGUAAACUACAUUUAAACAGUGUUUGUUGCAAAAUGAAAACUUCUGUGAAAGGGAAACAAAUGUGAGAUAUAAUAUUUACGUUGAUAGUCUUGCACCGUCUCAGAGUGAUGUGUUUAGGGCAGCCUCAGAUAAAAGAGUGCUGUAUUGCACACACAGAUGUUCAGAGAGCCUUAUACGGGAGAGCAUGUAAAAUAUACAAGGACUCUAACACUAAUAUUAGUGGACUAAAUAAGUUCAAGACAUAUCGUAGCUAAUAUUAUUUUUUUAUUACCAUUUGUUAUUGUUAAAAAAAAAAAAGUGUGCAGCUUCACUUAGACUUAUUUGGAUGAGCAAUCUAAUUACAAAUACUCUCAUAAUGAGCUCAUAUCCACCGUACAAGGUAACCCCAAAACUGCCCAGCGCACGCUGCAAAAAUCUACAGGAAUUUAUAACCUAAAUGUUUUGUUUUGUUUGAUUUCAAGAGAUUCUUGACUAAAUCAUUGAAUUAAAUACUAAUAGGAAUAGGACAAGUUUUGACUUGCUAUUUUGGUUAAAUUCAUUGUAAUAUUAAGAAUAACUUUUCCUGAAGGGAAAUUCAAUAUUAAUUCAAUAUUAAUAUUGAAAAAAUAAUCUUUAGAAUAAUCAAUAAAUUAGUCGAUAGAGUAGUCGACUAAUCGAAAAAAUAAUCGUUAGAUUAAUCGAUAGGAAAAUAAUCGUGAGGUGCAGCCCUAGUAAAAAGCUCUGUCCUGCAGAACCUAUCUCUAAGAAUUAACGCCAUAAUCUGUCAGGUUUGACAGCCUCCAUUUGGAACAGGGUCAUAUUUUGAUAUAUUACCGAGGUUUCACAUAAAAUGCUUGGACAUGAUUUGUUGCUGAAUGUUUUAUGCAUUACCUGCACUACUCCAUGUGUAAUCUAGAAGGCUUUGCGGCUACCAUUCUUCCUUGUCCCCUUUACAUCACUGUAUCUGUAUGUCCACUAAUGUAAAUGCUACAGCAGAGCCUUGCUCCUGUGCAAAAGAUUAGCAUAUCUUGUUAUUUUUUAUGCUGGCUCUGUGCACAUUUCUUUGUUUCACAGAAUGUUGUAGACAAAGGAAAUGUGUUUAUUUAAACACCUUGUUCGGUAAAUGGGCGUAGUCUGUAAGGCUUGUUAGAUGCAUCUGCGGUGACACCCCAUCUUGCCUGAGAGGAUUUCAUAAUCAUCCAAAUGGCAUGUGUUUUUUUCUUGUUAUGCUGCAGUUAUUUGGAAGCUGCAUUCUGGGCUACAUGUUUAAUAAUAAGCAUUUUCUUGUCGCUAUGGAUACAUCUUCAUCAUCAUUGCAGGAAUUGAUUUAUGGAAAAAAAAUGGACUGGGUCACAGUGCAGCCGCUGAGAUUGCCCCCUAAAGACAGGCAGCCGAUUGUUCCAAGAUUUGUGCUGCUUAAAUGGUGUCACCUACACAUCCCCAUGUCUUGUUGUUGUGGAUAGAAUGAGGCGAUGGCAGAUUUCGUCACACAAGAAUUGUCUAGUAGUAUUGGAACAAGUGAUUUACAUUUGAUGCAUGAUGGUGAGACACAGGAAGGCAGAGAAAGUAGAUGGAUGCUUUCCAGCCUCCCACAUCCAUGACCCCCUGUCCCUUUCCUUUAGCACCCUUGAGUCACAAGCACAUGGACUUUUUUCUUCACUCUGUUAGCCAUUGGUUCAGUGCUGUGCUGUGAGCAGCUCAAUAACUGUUUUUCACUCUUUUAUACAUCAGUCAGUCUUUAGCUCCACGCCCUUUCCCCUUCUAUGUCCUCCUGUCCUCAUAUCUACCCUCUUUUUGCCUUUAUUUGAUAGGACAGUGUAGUGAGUGAGUGAGUGAGUGAGAAAGAGAGACAGACAGAAAGAAAGAGAAAAAGAGAGACAGAGACAUGCAGCACAUGGUCAGGGCCGCUGCAGAGACCACAGUCCACAUAUGUGGGUGAUCCACACGCCUCAACCCACUCCUGCUUUUUUGAUGCAUACACACUUGUCAUGUUUGCCAUCAUAUGCUCAUUUCUCACACCCUCUAUCCUCUGUCUGUUUUUUCAUUGUGCCUUGUUUCUCAAUGUGCAUUUGUGUGUAGGAUAUGAUGGAUGAUAUCUGUCAAGAGCAGUUCAUGGAGAUGAGCUACCUUAAUGGAGGCCAGGAGCAUGGAGCCCGAGGCCGAGGGGGCCUGCCAGUCAGGGGUCGGGGAGUCCCCCCUUCUGGCACACACAGGUUUGGAAAAACACAAAUGCAUUCAAACACAGGGACCUUUCUGUACCAGCUCACCACUAAAGUAUAGAGACGGGAGAAGCAAAGGAGCAGCCAAAUGCUUAAACAGAGAGUUUUUGUCCUUGGGAUAGAUUUUCUGACCAACACAUGCUCGCCAUCGAAGUCAUUCAUAAUAAAACCAAGAAGCUGACACAAAAGCUUCUUUCCAUCGAACAAUCAUUACGCUGCCAUGACAUUGUUCCCAUUUACUGGACCAACUUUACAUGUAAAAGAAAAAAAAAACAUUUCUUUAUGUUUGAUCAAAUUUUAACUUUCAAACUUUUACUGCUGAAGGUGGAUGAAAUGUAGAUAAACAGAUACUUGUGUACAAAGUCACCUUGGUAUUUACAUGUACUCUAGUGUUCAAAGUCAUCUGAAGCAAAAGUGAAAGAUUGGAGUUGUCUAAAGCUUUAGAGACACAGGUCUAAAUGAUGAAACUGCUUUUAAAUAUACACUGAGAAAUUCUGUAAUUGUGUGUGAAACUGAGAUUUUGUGUUUUGUAUUGAUACUUUUCCAAGUCUUCGUGCCAGUGUUUGUGUUGAGCUUGAAGUUAGCCUGCUCUUGUAAAUUGGCAGUUGUUUAUGAUUACCUGCAGGCUGUGGACGUGCUUGAAAGUACGAUACUCUAUUAGCUGAUGGCACAUUUCAAAAGAGCGUGAGUGUCCGUUUGUUUUUGUAAUCACCAACCAGGUAACCAGUCUCAAUGCCGCUGAGGUCCAGAACUAGGUGGAUAUAUUCACUUGUAGAAAGUGUGUACUAUUAUGCUGUAUAAGCACACUGAGCUCAUUUCUUGCUCUGAGUAAUCAGCCACAGCCCAGCAGCUUUCUCUGGAAUAGCUUCUUUGUUUACAGAAUGCUCUGUCUGUCACUCAAAGUUUAUUGCAAACCAAAGUUUAUGAAAAUUAAGACUUCAUUCAGAAAAUGUCUUCAUCACACACACUGAGCUGUCUGACAGUUCACCUCAUAUUCUGAACUGUUAUUCAAUCUGAAGGUUGUAAACUUGCUUGUAAGACCACUCCACAAAAUUAUCCAUGCCGAUGACAUGACAGAACGGACCCUGUGCAAACUACUCCUAUGCUACAUGUUUGCAGAGUACGGCUUUAGAUAGUCAGCAGUGAUACUGUGGAGAGAGAAGUUUUUCAAUCCUUUGAAACACUUUGAACAAAGGUCUUUUUAUUUUUAUUUCAAAGGAAAGAUCCUCUCUUCAUAUGACCUUCCUUUUUGAAAGUGCGUGAGUGUGUAAAAAUACGCCAAGGAAAUCUGACAAUGAUAUCAAUCAACUCAUCCAGCUCAUGGAAAGAUAACAAAGACCCAUACUUUGUGAUGACAACACCUUGUUCCUUUUUCUAGGGGUAGAGGAAUGCCUCCUCGGGGAGGUGUGACUAGAGGAGGCCCAGGCAGAGGUGGGGCACCAAGGGGUGCUCCAGCUGGUCGAGGAGGACCUCCUGCAGCCCCUGCCAGGGGAACGGUGUCAGGCCGUGCCAGGCCCCCUGCUGGCAGUCCCCCUCAGAGAAUGGCACCUCCACCCCACCACCAGCACACGCCUGCUGCAUCCGGGGAGAGCUACGAGGAUUACGUUAGUACACAAUAUCUUCUCGUAAUGAUCACUGUUGAAUUAUCUCAUUAGCUGACAUGCGGAUGUGGUUUGCAAAAUGAUAUCAAAGGCUGUAUUAUGAUAUUGAUUGCAGUUCUUAUUAUAAAGACAAGUGACGUAUCUUGUUGAAUUAGAAUUUUGAUAGAUUUACAAAUAAGAAAAAGGGAAGAGGUGUUCAGUCAAAAAAUGAUGUGCUCUGUUGUGACUAAACACUGGUGUGAUGUAGCCAUUUCAGGUCGUCUUUUUUUUUUGCCUGUCUCUUAAUGACUUUGCUCGGGGCCCUCUGUUUACAUUCAGCAAAUGAAUUGCAUGUCUGUGCACAACAUGAUGGGAGCAAGCCCGCUUUUGUUCAAGCUUUGUACUUAGGGGACACCUUGACACUCCUGAUUUAUGAACAAGCCUCUGCUUACAUCUCUCUCUGUUUCUCUGUUUCCUCUCCUCUCCAGGGCUACGAUGAGAGCUACACAGACACGGCCUACGAGUCAUACGACAGCUAUUACAGUCAGCCGCAGGCGUGAGUGAAUCAGACGUCUCUUUGGUUUUCACCUGCUUCUCAUAGAGAGCACGCACAUUGCCUAGUUACAGAGAAAAGGAUUUGAGAGGAGCAGAAAUACAUUUUAGACACUCUGCAAAAAUUCGGUGCUGAUGGAACUUCAUGUUUCAUGGCUUGGAAGGCGGUGUUAUUAAGGAGAACCAGCCGGGACUAAGAUGUUUCAUGCUUUGGCGUUAGCUUUGAUCUUAUUCAUGGAAGCCAAUUAUCAUCCCUCUCGACAUUUCUGUCAGCAGCUACUUGAUGUUUUUCAAAGAUUAAAAGUUAUUUCUUCUCUCUCCCUCUUUUUUGAACCAUCAGAGAGCCUGAGUACUAUGACUAUGGACAUGGAGAGACAACUGAGUCUUAUGAGUCGUAUGGUGAGGGGAAAUUUUAUUGAUUGUUGACAAAGGUGACCUACUUCUUAAAAAAAGGGUUCAAAGAGCUACUCCCCCCAAAAAACAAACAAACAAACAAACCAAAAAACAGUUUGGUGUAAGGUGAAUAUUUUUGUUAUUUAAUUUAAGUGGUAUUUUUAAUGAAGAGGCCAAACUGUGAAGCUGCAAACACUGGGAAAGGUUAUGCGAUCAUUUAAUUUACAGUGAUGAUAGGGGUGUACAACAAUGGUUUACAGUAAAUAUACGGCAACAGUCCCUCAUUCUUCAUAGUGGUUAGACAGAGUUUUAAAAUAACAAACUAACAGUGGUUUCUGUUGAUUGGUGUUAAAUGCCUUAAAAAAAUUCUACUCAACAGCCAGAAGAGCUAUUUUUGAGAUUGCUUUAAAGGCACUCUGAAGAUUUUGAAGAAUUGAGCAGUAAGUUGAAGGUUUGCCAGUGUCUGGCUUUGUAUAAUAUAAAAUCCUUUUGUGCAACUCCAACUUGCACUUUAAUGUUAGGAGAUUUGCCUACUGGGUUAGGAUGACUUACAAUUAAUAAAAAAAAGGGGGGGGGGGCUUCAAUUUUAGACAAUUAGUUUCUUUUUAAUGAAACCUGAAGUUGAUUGAAACCAAAUGAAUAAUUAUUCAUGUUGUUUUCCUUUGUGUGUCCACUUUAGGCCAGGAUGACUGGAAUGGAACUCAGCGCGCAGCUCCAGGGAAGGCCCCGCCCCCAUCCAGGGGUGCCAAGACAUCAUAUCGGGAGCACGCAUACAGACAGUACUAAAGCGGACUCACCACUCUUAAUGUGUCGCCCUGACUACCGCCUGUGUACCACGGCAGCUCUUGGUUUAAGCAGCCCGACAAAAGUAAUUGUCCGUUUUGUCUUGGUUUGGUCUUUCCUACACUGGACUUUACAUGAAAAAGCAAAUUGAGAACUGAAAAUCAGAACUGUUUUUUGAGAUUUAACCACGUCCACGUCCACCUCCCCCCACCUCUACUUUGUCAUUCCAACAAACCACCUAUCCAACCAGCCACCAUACCCACAACCAAAGCGGCUUUUAGAUGGGUCAGAGAGAAGUUGGCAUCUUUACUUUGUACAUUUUUCUUUGAGGUUUUGGUUAUUUUGCUGUCAUUUUUUUCCUCUUACCCUUUUUAACCCGACUGGCUUUUUUUGCAAUGUUUAUCCUCAAUUUUUAACUGUCCGGGAGCAUUCAUUUCUAGCAGAGUUAGGGGCUUAUGAUACACUUGUCUAAGGAACUCAUUAUAAAUGUUUUUAAAAAGAAUCUGUUGAGGGUCAGUUGCAGAUUCCCAUUUAGGCUACAUUUCAAAAUUCUGUUUAUAUAGCCAAAUAAAAUACCUUAUUAAAAUGUUAAUUAUGUAAUAUAAAAACAACAGAAAAAAAACUAUCUAAAAGUAAGUAAUGGUUAAGAAUCAAUGUUAAUGGAAUCAUUACAUUUCAUUCUUGAUGGUUUGUUUUAAAUAGCCCUUAAACGUUGUCCAUUUAGAAUUAGGCAGCAAUAUUUGUCAUUGUACUUAGAGUUUUGAAAUAUAGCCCUAAUAGACACUGUUGAGAUGGACUGUCCUCAUAUCCUCAAUUUGUUUUACAUGUUAAAAAUACAUUUUCAAACUCUGAAGACAAAAUGUUUGUUGGAUGAGAACAUGGCCAUGAGAUGGCCUUCUGUUAAGCGACCCCCAGUCCAGGUCUUCAUUUUGUGAUCUGAAUUCCUAUAAACUGCAUGCACAAAAUGUUCACAAAAAAGGAUUGGGACAAAAAUCUCCACAUGGGUCUUCUCUUUUGCUAGAGAGAAGGGAUCCUGCAGCUCAGUCUGAACUCUUGUACAUAUUUUAAAACAUCCUAACUGUACGUAUUCUGCCACUAGUAUCUGUACCCUCUCCAUAAAACGCAUUAUGCUACAUGUGUAAGCUUGCCUAAAUAGGAUACUAAAUCUGUCCAAAAGAUGUUUUGAAGCAGUUUGUCAAUAAAGCUUAGUUUGUUUUUAAGAAAUUUAACUUGCUUUAUUUGUUUGCUGUCCUAGUAAAAUUUUGAAAUGGCUUUUUUUAAAAAAAAUUUCAAGCAGUCAGAUGUAGGUGUUUUCAUUUGUUUCUCAUUCAAAACCGCAUUUUAAAUCUAAAUGAAUGUAUUGACGUCUGACAACUUUAACCCUAAAUGAUGUCUUGAUUGAUUAUCAAAAGAGCACAACUUAUUCUUUCUCUCUCUUUCUAUACUUUUUAAAAAGGACCCAGAGGUAAGACCUCUAAAAUAACCUGGAUAGCUUCCUAAUGUGUAUAGAGUUCUAAAGCAUUGAUUGCCUGGGUAUGUAUAAGACUUUUUCAAUCCUCUUACCUGUGGUCGUAAUCGUUAAUGAGAAUUGCUUUUAUAGCAUCUGAAAAUUAACUGAAUUCAAACCACCAUUCAGGUCUAGGCUUCAUUGUCAUGAAUGACCCUGGCGCGAUGGCUUUAGUACAGAGUAAUGGCAGUGCAAUGGAGAGGAUGGUUAUAACCUAGAGAACUCCACUGUAAAGGUAACCUAACCCUAAAUGUUUAAUUUCCUAGUGUGUUUAUCUAUUGACAUAAACUUGCUGGUAAAUGCGUACAAUUUCUUAAAAUAUUAUUACAGUUAUGGCAACAACAAAAAAGAACCAACUCAAAAGUAAGAAAAACCUAUUGUCCAAUAUCAUACACUAGUGGGUUUUAUAUACCAAAAUAACUGUUCUGUACAAUAACAAAAUCUAUUAGAAUAGCUUUAAUGCAACUCUUGCUAAAAUGAACAAAGUCAAAUCUAUGGCAAUAUCUUCUAUACAUUGAAGCUGCAGUUACUUUUUUAUUUGCUAUGUAAAGGUUGCUUACUGUAAUUAAAAGGGCUCUGCCUGUACAAAGUUAUUCCAAAUACAAGGCUUGAGUUGCAUGAGCAUAUCUUCUCCUGUAGAGAUUGCAUGAUGUCUGUCUCAAGUUUCUCCCAUUGUUUUUCGACAGGGUAUUGAUUUUGUGUUUGUCAUUCCUCUAGGCACAGCAAAUGGUCACUGAGUGCUCCAGACACUGACAGUCUAGAGGAGGGAGCCCAAAGACAAGUCAGGUUGGUUUCCUGCUCAACCUGUUUCCAUUCCCCCGGUCCAUGCCCCUGGUUUUCGCAUGCUCAGACCACUGACUGAAAACCAGCAGUUUUCUAACUACAUUGGCUCCUAAACAUUUAUUUUUCUUUCUACCCAUAGAAAAGGCUCUAGGCAGCCUUAUCUUUUGACUUUGGUUAUAUACUGUUUAAUCAUCAAUCUGCAUAAUUAUUUUUUAAUUACAGAAAAAAAUUAAUUGUGAUUACAGGAAUAAUCUCCCACAUUUAUGAAUGCAGUUACUCUUGAAACUUUGGUAUGAAAGUGGACAAAAAGAUAUUCAAGAUGGUUUUCUGUCUGCAGCCUCUUAAAGAGAACCUUCCUUUUUUUGGGAAUGUGCUAAUUGGUCUAUACCGUACAUGUGAUGUCAUAAGUUUGCAUUGCAGAAGUAAAAGAAAUAAAAGAAAAGACAAGGCCACGCCAAGAUAACUUCAUCUGCCUACCAUUCAAAACAAAUGCAUACAAGUUUUUCUGUUAUGUUUUAUUUACCAAGGUCCAGCUGUCUCAUAGUCUCAUUUAUAAAAUGGCACAUCUACCUUUUCAAUUCAAUCCUACCCUCCUAUCUUUGGACAGAGCUGAUGUUUUUCAGUCCCUACUUGCAAAGUAACUUUGAAAAAGCUAUCGAUAUCUCCCUGUGUUGGGUUAGCCUGAUACAUAAUUUGCAGGUAAUGGUGUAAAACAUUCAAAACCAACAGGAGGGUCUCUCUAACAUCAUUAAUUUCUUAUACGCUGCAAAAAAAGAACAAAAUAAAAAAAGCUCUGCUGAUGCCUGUGGCCAUGUCAGCCGGAAUAAAAUUAUGCAGCAGCAGCACGUUCAUAAUAUUCACAGUAUUUCAUAGGUUGGCUGAUUUUGAUGAUUGCCCAGCUCCUCUAAGUUGCCCGGCUUUUGACAGUGCCUGUGAAUUGGUGUGUAGCCAUGCUAGCCUUCAGCGAGUCUGAGUGUGUAAGAAUAUCAUGCUGGUGUCAGUGUAGUCUCGGGGAAAGUGACUAAUGAGGAUCUGUAGCUCAAGGCUCUCUGACAGAAGGAAAACAGAAGUGAGAGAGCUGUGGCGAUCCCCAAAAUGGAACCAGCAGAAGGAAAGAGUUGUCCGAGGGAUGGCUCAUAAUUCCCUCUCUGUGCCGAAGGCAGGAGAAAGAAACACUUGGGGAAAAAUCUGUCCUUAUUGGUAGGAUGUCAGAAACAUUAACUAUAUUGGCAAUCUUUUUGUGGAAAGCUGGGUAAUAACCCAUUUAAGAUUAUCUUGAAAUGUAAUUGGAUAAGAAAGAUCACUGUCUUGUCUGGAGAAUGUGUACAACAUCUCCCUACUGUGAUAAGACAUAUUUCUUUGUGUAUAUAAUACAGAAUGGGCUUCUGAGCAAAAUUAAAGUAUUCAAAAAAAAAAAAAAAAAAGGGUCUCAUAUCCAGAUUUUGUAGAAACCUCCAGAAUACUCUGAGGCCUGUGACCACUGCUCAUGGGAAUGUUCAGUACUCCAGUUCAUUCUUUACUGUAAUGCCAGGGAUAAGAAGUUACUUUGCAAGAAGUUGCUAAACUGUUGUCAAAAGGCUUUGUUGCUUAGCACGAAAAAGACCAUUUUUAUUCAUAUUACCAUUGCCAAAAAAUGUGUGAAAAGAAAGCUGUGUUUUGGCAAAGAUUACUUUUGACCCAUCAAUAAAUAAUUGUGAAACAGAGUGACUCAAGAACCAGUGAUGUGUGUUUUUCUGUGGGCUUACGACAGCCUCUCUCAUGGUUUUGUCUCCUAUCCAGUGAAGCGACACACAGAAGCAGCUCAGCAUGACGGAAGUGGUCAAGCCAAGCACACACGGGGCUGCCCUGUUCUGUCCCCGGCUGGGAGGGGCUGUGGUGGUGGGCUGCCAAGUGACCCACAGUUGCCUGUUGAUUUAGUGCAAAUCUGGUGCAGAAGCCCUCUGGAACACAACUGAAAUUGUGGCUGGUCAGUGAAGACAGGACAGAGCUCGCUGUAAUCCACUGUUUUUUAUUUCUUUUUUUUUUGUUUCUGUUUUUUUUUUUUUUUCUUUUCUUUUUUUUUUGUUUGUUUGUUUUUUUUGGCCAUUUCUACAAUUCUUCUCCAUGUUAGAUCAUUCAAUGCAGUAUCCUUUAAUUACCUUUGAACAUUAUUUAUUGAUGGUCACUGGACCCCUGCUUAUUGUAUGCAUCUCCUGCAGACCACCCACUCUUCUCAUGGAUGAAAUUGUUACCGCCUCAUUUGGCAUAAAAUAAUCAUUCUUGUCAUAGGAGGCAGUAAAAAUGUUUUUAAUCUCUUUUAACUGUAGAGUUUGAAAAGAAAACAACUUUGUUUUUUUUUUAAUGUCCGUUGUACUCAGUCAAAAUCAUCACAUCUGUGUAAGUUGUUGUUGUUGUUGUUGUUCUUGCUGCAUGUUGGGCAGUAUCUUUGACUUAUUGCUGUGUGAAAUUUGACUCAGUGCACAAGUUAAAGUUAAAGAUGCCCGCAAAGUGUGGAUCUCUAUCUCUUCACAGACGGGUUCACCACAAGCUCACACAACAACACACACGAACACACUCUGCCACAUCUUGGCAGUGCACGGCCUGUGUAGCCCUGAGGAUAUCAAAUGCUAAUUCAGUGGCCUAUUUGCAUGUACUCACAUGUACCCUCCCUACAAAUGUGUAACACUCUUAUAAGCAACACUGGCCUGGAUGCUGCUUUUCAGCAUCCAAGUAUGAUAAUUCGGUGAGAUGGGCCCAGGAGGAGAGCUGCAUGUGAGAAAGGGACAGAGGGUGAAGGCAGACAUUACGACUUCCCACAUCUAUCCAUCAUGCCUGUGUUGAUUCGAUUCCCCUUUAUGCCAUUUUCAGCCAUUAUCGCUGGUGAUAUUACAGCUGCCUGUGGUGCCGAGUUACAUUUAGAGGUCAAAACUAUACUUUCCUGUAUUAAAAACACAUUUCGCUUACCCGAUUCACUGGUCAGAUGCAGCAUUAACCAACUCAGAGGCUCCAUUUAGUUUAUAGAAAAAGGAAGCUGCUUAGAGGAUAGAACAUUAGAUAUUAGGGCAGAAACCUUCAUUUAAGAUGAAAUGUCAAUGGGCCAUAUCCAAAACAGAUCAUUUUUCAGUCUUGAUGAGCUAUUAUGUCUAAAAUAAUGAUUUUUGUGUCUCCUUUAAUCUAAUGAAAGAUAAGCGAUGGUGUGAAAGCCAUCUCCUUCGCUUUAAUCGAUGAACUGUCAACAGUGUAAGAAUGGAAAGAAAGUAAAUGUUACUGUGCUGUGAUCAAUAAAAGUAGACUUGAAUUUAAGCAAGCCAUGUAUUAGUCAUCUAUAAUGUUUCCUCUUUGCUGCAACAGUCUGCUACACAGUCUGCUGUUUCCAUUCACUUCAGUGCAAGCAGUGUGGUGCAACCAUACGUGGGAGAAUAGAUGGAAAAGGUGAGAGACAGAAGGCCAGGCAGGGUGAGAGUUGGGGGUUAUACUGCGUGUGGAGGAGGAUGUGGGAAAAUACUGUGAGUGUGUGUUAGAGGUGAAGAUAUUGUGGGCAGAAAUGGUGGACAGCUGGAUUCCAUCUUCUGGUCGUGGAGGAUUCACACCAUCAAAGGAACAUUGCAUGCUGACGCCUGUGAAGACUGUGACAAUCAGCCUCCCCCAGAAACUAAUCAGCUGCUGCUUCAGCUGCACAGACAGAAAUCUAGGUGACUGUUGGUGUUCCGAGUGGGAUGAACUGACCUCCAAGUGUCCUUGAUCUCCCAGAGGGAAUGCAGGUGAAUACUUACACAUGUAUUAGGAUGGCUAAUAUAGCAGGCAGUCUGUGCAUUGGAAAUUGAGAUCUAUGUACCAGUACAACCAGAUAAUAAAUAUAAAUCUACUACAAAUGACAUCUGGCAGCUGAAAUCAGACAUGGGGACUGCAAAGACUUAUGAUAAUCAGAGCAGCCACAGGUAAUCAGAUUGACGAGCCUAUAGACUUUACCCAAGCCAUGAUUUCCUUUCCUGUGCUGGUCAUUGUGGGGGUUAUUGGAGCUACUUCAGUUUUAAGAAUGCGCUGAGCAGGAAGGAUGACCUCUAUGACCAGAUUGUAGAUGUGGAGAUGAUUUAAAAGAAAGGAAUCAUGGCUUUAUCCCCAUUGUACAAUAGUCUGGCCUGGAAUCCCAUAAUGACUUACUGCCUCUUUUGUUCUCUGAUGUGUUUCUGUAGUCGCACACAACUGGAGCCAAAUUAAAGCUAUUUGAAUUAAUUUGUCAACACGAACACCAAUGACACCAGACGUCCAAGCCUCUUCUUACAUGUUCAAUACUCAAGAGAAUUUAUAUAUCCAAAGAGAUCAUGUUGAAUUCCUUUUAUCAUAGAGUUCUUUCUUCCUACAUGUUAAGUUAUGUACUGAGAAAUGAAUGAAUGAUGAAAAGUUGAGAUGUCGAUAGCCUCCAGAGAACAUUAUCGUUCUGACACUAUUGGUCAUUACAUGUCAUUCUUAUUUUUUUUCUCAGAAAACACCUAACAAUCCCUGUUCUUAAGAAUAUUUUGUGAAAUGAUGA